UUAACUACAGACAUAUUGUAGUUAAAAAGUUCAAUACUUCAAUGUAUUAUGUAACUCAUGUCAUUGUUGUAGUCGUUACAACUUAUUACUGAAAUACGUAAAUAUAAGAUGAUAUGCAUCGUAAACGAUAGGUUUAUUAUUACGGCUCUAAAUUAAUUUAAUAAUGUAGAUUAAUGUUUAUUCAUUUUUUUUAUUAAGUGUUUAGUACUAUUCUUCAAUAAAUUUGUUUAGUUUCUCUUUUAUAUAAUCGUUUUAAAAAGUUUUACUAAGAGUUAAUUUUAAAAAAAAAGUUCAAAAUUAAUUUUUAAAUGGGUGAAUACAAAGAAUUUGACUUUCCUCCUGAACUUUGUUGUUCACCUAGUCCUCUGAUUGCUAUCGCAGGCUUAGAUACCGUAAAUAAUGCUAUUCAUAGGUCCAUUUGGGAUGCAUUUCAUAGUCCCAUUGGUCGUGAAAGCCGUGCCAUACUAAAUUUUUUUCAUUUAACAUCCGAGUAUAAAUUUCCUCCAUUAAGUGAAAAGCGAGUUAUGCCAUACAUUCCAAAAGGUAUUUUAAAAAAAAACUGGCUUGAAAAACAUAUACGUUACGAUCCGGCAGUUGUAGUUAUAUUCUAUGAUUGCGAUUGGGAAGAUGAAUCAUGGAAUGAAAAAGUCAGUGAAUGUUCAUCAAGAGUCCAAUCAAUAAGGUUAUCAUUAGAAGGUAGAAAAUCUAGGAUUGUUGUAGUUCUAAUUCAAAAAAGUAUGCCAUUAGCAGUUCCUGCUGCAGAUGAUACAAUUACUACUGAAAGAGCUGCAUCUUUGUGUGAAAAAUGUAAUUUAAAUCCAAAAGCACUAUUCAUACUACCGGUUGCUGAAAAUAUUCAUGGAUAUGCUGUAAGACUUGAAAAUGCAUUUUACGAUUUGGCUCAAAAUUAUUACCAGCAGCAAAUUCGAGCUGUCAAAUCAAAACUAGAAAACUUAAGUAAGACAAGUCAUCUAUAUUUAUUAGUCCGAUAUUCAUUUAAAAUUGGAUUUUAUAAUGAGCUGCGUCAAGACCAUCAUAAUGCACAUAAACAUUAUCAUCAGUGUUAUAUGUCCUUGUUGGAAAUACGUACCUUUGAUUCAAAUAUGUAUGAAGUCAAAGUAGUAGCUGCUUAUGUUGUGUAUAAAAUCAGUAGAUUGCUAUUUAUAAUGAAAAGAGCUCGAGAUGCCUUAACUCAAUUUAACUCUCAUAUAAAUGUUUUCAAGUCUAUGAUUGGCCCUCCAGAAAUUAUGUUUGAACAUUAUGCCUGGCUAUCAAAACAAUUUUCUAUGUUUGCUUCCUUGUUUGACGAGACAACAGCUGACAAUUUUAGUGCUACCCAAGCUUUAAAUCCAGGAUUUUUCUUUAAAGAAGCGGCAGACUAUGCUAAAAAACGAAAAUUAAGUGCAGCUGAAGUGUGUCAGGAUAUAAAUGAAUAUCCAAAAAGUAACCCUUUAAAUGGUUGGAAUCAUAUCGAGUUUUAUGGACAAAGACCAUGGCGUAUUAUUAAAACUGCUAGUAAUAUGGACUUUGAUGCUUUGGAAAUGGAUGGUAUUCAAGCUUUAAAAUAUAAUGAAAAUACUAGAGUUGAUCAUUCUAAAUUAAUUAUUAGUUUUUUGGGAAAUGCAAUGAAACAAUUCAAAAGUUACAAAUGUCCCAGAAUGAGAAACUUCUUGGCUGUACAAAUGGCUGAUGAGUAUUAUAACGCCAAGGAUUAUAGUAAAGCUUUGACAUUGUGGAGUCAUAUGUUAAGAGACUAUCGUGAUGAGGGAUGGAAGGCAAUUGCACAUGACUUAGUAAAAAAAUGUCUGAAUUGUGCUUACUUAACUGCUAGUCCCCAAGAUUAUGUAGAAUUAAAUCUAGAAGCUUUACAAUAUUUUAAGGAUUUAAAUCUUCAAAAAUCUUUAAACAAUAUUCAAAAAAUUAUACAAAGGAGUUUACCUGAACCUGAAAACGGACUAAAUGAACGAGAAAUAAAUGCAGCUGUUUGUUUAUGGCGAGAAAAUGAUAUAUUAAAGUCUAGAAAUUUAUUAGAAGUAGACAUGUCAAUCACAAACUCUACUAUUGAUGUCAAAGUACUUUUUAAAGAAGUGUCGUGUGAUGGUAUAGAAAUUGACAUCUUUGUAAGAGCUAUCUUUCCUGUUAUGGUACAAUUUUCCAAACUUACUGCAUAUAUUUCUUGCAUAAAUAAUAAAUAUGAUGUGGAUGUCUGCACUGAUAAAAGUAAACUAAUUUAUGGUGAAUUAAAAACGCACAAGUACACUUGUAAAUUUAUGCCUUCUCCUAAUGAUGUCGGAAAAGAAAUCACUAUAAAUUAUAUUCGGCUUCAAUUAGGAAAUGAAUCUGAGUUUCCAAUAAUAUUAAAAUACAAUAGUUCCACCAAAAAAUCAAAAUGUUUCGAGAAAGAAAUAAACAAUUUCAACUUAUCCGAAAGAAAUAACGAUUUAUUCAAACGAAUAAAACAAAUCACGUCAUCAACAUUGAAACCAAGAAGUUCAAAGCUUGAUAUGGAAAUUAAACAUGAAAACCCUGCACUUUUAUUAGAAUGGUAUAAAGUGUCUGUUGCUUUGACAAAUUUGGAAAAUUAUCCUGUUAAUGAUGUUUGUUUAAAUUUAACAUUGAAUCGAAGUAGUAAUGAAAAAAUUGAACAAUUGACUGAAAUAUGUGAAAGCACAGAAAAAAGUUUACUAUCAUUACCAGUAGAUUUUAAACUCGAAUCUAUACCAAGCAAUGGACAGAAUAUACAAACAUUUUACAUUCGGUCCUCAAGUUUAGAAACUCGAUUAUUUCAGCUUAUGAUAAGCUACUCAAUAAAUGAUUUUGGAACAACAAUUUCGUGCGUGAAAGAAGUGGAAAUAAAAAUUGAUGUUGUCAAUGUAUUUGACACAUCAGUUUCAUUUUUGUCUUCUAAAUUUGAACCAGUAACAAAAAUGUAUGUUGGUGAUACAUUAAUAGUACAACCAAGUAUAAAAUGUGUUUCACCUUGGCCCAUUAAAAUUGAAAAUACAUCAUUCAAACCGGUUAAUACAGUCAGCGUUUCUUCUGGAGGAUACCAACCAGUACUAGAUAGCAUUAUAUUAGAAACCAAUGAAUGUGCAUCAGACAUUCUAUGCCUAAAUAUUUCCGACUAUGGUGAAAACUCAUUAGGUCAUUUUACAAUUAAUUGGAGAAGAGCAAAUUAUGAAAAUGGCUGUCUAAAUGGUUAUUCAAAACUACAUUUACCCAAGAUUAAUGUUGAAAAAUCUUUAUUUCUGGUGGAUAUGGAGUUACCUGCUCAUGGCUGGUUACACACACCAAUGGAUAUUCUUUACUUGUUACACAAUCAGUCUGAUUCAUUACUUACUUUAGAUAUAUCAAUGGAAGCGAAUGAAGCCUUUAUGAUGGCUGGCCAUAAAGACUUGAGUGUCACAGUUUUGCCAGAAAGUACAUACAAACUACAUUACAAUCUUUAUCCACUUGUUGUUGGCGUUUCAACAUUACCAAAAAUACAUAUCAGUUGUACGUCAGAUCUAAGCGACUUUAAAAACACGUUAAGUGAUACGCUAUUACGGUCCUUAAAAACUCAUAUAUAUAUAAUGCCUAAACAUGUACAGAACUAUUCAGAAAUUAAUAAACUAAAGAUUUAGUUGUACAUAGUGCAUUAACUAUUGUUACAAAGAAAUCCUCAUAAAUACUAUAAGGGUGUUAAAUUUUGUAUAAAUUUUCAACUAUUUAAUUUAUUUUAUAUAUUUGUAUGUGUUAUAAUUAAUUAAUUGUAUUUUUUUUAAUAUACAUAUUAUAUUUA
Molecule: messenger RNA, 3781 nt
Organism: Adelges cooleyi (spruce gall adelgid)
Lineage: Eukaryota; Metazoa; Arthropoda; Insecta; Hemiptera; Adelgidae
Gene: gry
Product: trafficking protein particle complex subunit 11
Exons: 21
Coding region: 309-3623 (1104 amino acids)
Cellular component (GO): cytoplasm
Source: RefSeq, a predicted model, not a curated record